CACUUGCUCGCUUACUCUCCUCACAACACACCAAAAAAGAAUGAGAAGAUUGCCGCCUCUUUAACAAGAAUUAGACACCAAAGAAAGAGGAAAGGCAAAAGAGGGCAAAGAGAUGCUCUGUUCCGGUGGAAUAGUGAGACCCCCCUCGAAGCCGCUCGUCCCUCGCCAUCCGAGCUGGAGAUUCGCUCCGACGAGUAAGAUCCAGAGGCAGCAGCCGCCGGCGAUCUUGAGGUGGACGCCGAAGGCCUCGGGAGACGCCGAUGCUGCUGUCCCUUCUUCCUCCUCGGUCGACACGGCCGGCCCCGGUGAUUUGGCCGAGAAAAACCCCGCGGGCUUUUGUAUAAUCGAAGGACCUGAAACAGUUCAGGAUUUUGCAAAAAUGGAAUUGCAAGAAAUCCAAGACAACAUCAAAAGUCGUCGAAAUAAGAUCUUUUUGCACAUGGAGGAGGUUCGCAGGCUAAGGAUACAACAGAGAAUAAAAAAUGCUGAACUAGGAAUUUUUAACGAGAAACAAGAAAAUGAACUUCCUGAUUUCCCUUCAUUCAUACCCUUUCUGCCUCCCUUGACACCAGCAAAUCUGAAGGUGUACUAUGCUACAUGCUUCACUGUCAUUGGGGGGAUCAUCAUCUUUGGUGGCCUUCUUGCACCAACUCUGGAGCUCAAGUUGGGACUAGGGGGAACAUCUUAUGCAGAUUUUAUACGUAGUAUGCAUUUGCCAAUGCAACUAAGUCAGGUCGAUCCAAUAGUAGCAUCCUUCUCAGGUGGAGCGGUAGGAGUUAUAUCAGCUUUAAUGAUUGUUGAGAUCAACAAUGUCCAGCAACAGGAGCAAAAGCGUUGCAGAUACUGUUUAGGCACUGGUUAUCUCGCAUGUGCUCGCUGUUCAAGCACAGGAGCUCUUGUUUUAAUUCAGCCUGUCGCCACAGUCAAUGAUGGUGAUCAGCCUUUAUCGCCGCCUCGAACAGAGAGGUGCUCGAAUUGUUCAGGUUCAGGGAAGGUUAUGUGUCCGACGUGUCUCUGCACAGGGAUGGCUAUGGCCAGUGAGCAUGACCCACGGAUCGAUCCAUUCGAUUAGAUCAUGCAGGUCUCUUGUCAGUUCGGAUCCAUUCCUCCUACAUAACACCUGCAGUCCAUAUGUAAUGUAUACAGGCAAAAAAGAGAAGCUUCGUUGAGAAAGAAUGGGGAAGCUAACCGAGGUCCCUCCCUGAAUGCUGAACUCCGUGAUUAUAUUACGUUGCAGAUGGGUAAAACAUUAGAGUCUUGUUUACAGCGCGUAAGAUGAUGACCAAUGAUAUACAGAAUAAUGCUGAAGAUGCCUGACGUGUCUUGCAGUUGGACUGCGUGAAAAGACGUACUUGUCAUAUAAUAAUAAUUGGUCCUAAAGGACAUUAUAUA
This is a messenger RNA of Musa acuminata AAA Group (dessert banana), 1392 nucleotides long. RefSeq names its product protein ORANGE, chloroplastic-like. NCBI's taxonomy places the organism in Eukaryota, Viridiplantae, Streptophyta, Magnoliopsida, Zingiberales, Musaceae. The transcript has 8 exons. The record is from RefSeq and is a predicted model, not a curated record. The coding region runs from base 113 to 1072 and encodes 319 amino acids.